Messenger RNA from Marasmius oreades (fairy-ring Marasmius), 465 nucleotides. RefSeq lists its product as uncharacterized. NCBI's taxonomy places the organism in Eukaryota, Fungi, Basidiomycota, Agaricomycetes, Agaricales, Marasmiaceae. The record is from RefSeq and is a predicted model, not a curated record. The transcript has 4 exons. Bases 1 to 465 code for a protein of 154 amino acids.
AUGCAAUUAACACUCCAACACACCUCAAACUCCCCCAGUCUACCCCUUGUGCUGUCUACUCCAUCUGGAUUUCCAGGAUACAUUCAGGAAGUCGAAGUAAACGCGAGUUGCGCUGCGUUGCCUGCGCGUUUGCGCUGUCUCCGAAUAUGGCAGUCACCAUAUUGGGAAGGCCUAUAUGUACAUGCGUGUCAUCGUCACAGAGAGGUCGGUUACAGGCCUAGUUGGCGCGGGGUAGCCACGCACAAGCACGUAUGGCAGUACCUCCAUCCCAAAUUCGACCUCAAGCUCCAACCCGAAUAUGGUGAGGCGGAUAUAGCCGUCGAUAACGUUCAAGAAGGAUUCAUUGUGUCCGAGGUCAAGUGGAAGUCUCGUUUGGCUAUCACGAUUCCUCGGGCAAAAAUACGAAGCUACUGUUUCCCGUCCCACCCUAUAAGGGCCCAGGUCAAGAACAAAAACGCGCCAUGA